AUGAACCCCCCCGCCGCGGCCGGCGGGGAGGAGACAGGGGCUGCGGGCGGCGGCUGCCGGGGGGCUGAGGGUGGCGGGGAGACGGCGGGCCCCGCCGGGAUCCCGGAGGAGCAGGGGCUGUCCGCGGCGGACGAGUCGCUGGAGGAGAAGUUGCGGAGCCUCACCUUCAGGAAGCAGGUGUCCUACAGGAAAGCAAUCUCCAGGUCAGGCCUCCAGCACUUGGCUCCUGUGCAUUCCCUCAACAUUCCAGUCACCAAUGGACCUGUGAAGGAACCAAGAGCAGCCUUAGAGUGGACUGAAAAUGCUGUGAAUGGAGAGCAUCUGUGGCUAGAGACAAAUGUUUCUGGGGACCUCUGCUACCUGGGGGAGGAAAGCUGCCAAGUCAAAUUCUCAAAGUCAGCCCUGCGGAGAAAGUGUGCUGCCUGCAAGAUCGUGGUCCACAACGCGUGCAUGGAGCAGUUAGAGAAGAUUAAUUUUCGCUGCAAACCAACUUUCCGAGAAGGAGGCUCCAGAUCUCCAAGAGAAAACUUUGUGCGGCAUCACUGGGUGCACCGGCGGAGGCAGGAGGGCAAAUGUAAGCAGUGUGGAAAGGGCUUUCAGCAGAAAUUCGCCUUCCAUAGUAAAGAGAUUGUGGCCAUCAGUUGUUCCUGGUGCAAGCUGGCGUUUCAUAACAAAGUCACUUGUUUCAUGCUGCAUCACAUUGAGGAGCCGUGUUCCCUGGGGGCUCAUGCUGCUGUCAUCGUGCCUCCCACCUGGAUCAUUAAGGUGAAGAAACCUCAGACCUCCUUAAAGACUUCCACAAGGCGAAAGAAGAGAACAUCUUUUAAAAGAAAAGCCAGCAAAAGAGGAAAUGAAGAUAACAAGGGCCGGCCUUUUGUGAUAAAGCCUAUCUCCUCUCCACUCAUGAAGCCACUGCUGGUUUUUGUCAAUCCAAAAAGUGGAGGGAAUCAGGGCACCAAGGUUCUCCAAAUGUUUAUGUGGUAUUUGAAUCCACGCCAGGUCUUUGAUCUCUCUCAGGAAGGGCCAAGAGAUGCGCUGGAGCUGUACAGAAAAGUGCCAAACCUGAGGAUCCUGGCAUGUGGUGGGGAUGGGACGGUGGGCUGGAUCCUGUCCAUUCUUGAUGAGCUGCAACUCAGCCCCCCACCUCCUGUGGCUGUCCUUCCACUUGGCACUGGGAAUGACCUUGCCCGCACCCUCAACUGGGGUGGGGGUUACACAGAUGAGCCUGUGCCUAAGAUCCUGUGCCAUGUAGAAGAUGGAACCAUUGUCCAGCUGGACCGCUGGAAUCUUCAGGUUGAGCGCAACCCUGAUUUGCCCCAGGAUGAGCUGGAGGAUGGGGCACGUAAGCUUCCCCUCAAUGUCUUCAAUAAUUACUUCAGUCUUGGAUUUGAUGCACAUGUUACGCUGGAGUUCCAUGAAUCCAGAGAAGCAAAUCCAGAGAAAUUCAACAGCCGAUUUAGAAAUAAAAUGUUUUAUGCAGGGGCAGCCUUUACAGACUUUCUACAAAGAAGCUCAAGAGAUUUAUCCAAGCAUGUUAAAGUUGUGUGUGAUGGUACAGACCUGACUCCAAAGAUCCAGGAGCUGAAGUUCCAGUGUAUAGUGUUUUUAAACAUACCCAGGUAUUGUGCUGGUACAAUGCCCUGGGGGAACCCCAGUGACCACAGAGACUUUGAGCCCCAGCGUCAUGAUGAUGGCUACAUUGAAGUCAUUGGGUUCACCAUGGCCUCGCUGGCUGCUCUGCAGGUGGGUGGUCAUGGAGAGAGGCUUCACCAGUGCCGGGAGGUGACGCUUUUGACAUACAAGUCAAUCCCCAUGCAAGUGGAUGGUGAACCCUGUCGGUUGGCUCCCUCCCUCAUCCGAAUCUCCCUGAGGAACCAAGCCAACAUGGUGCAGAAAAGCAAGAGGAGAACAUCUAUGCCUUUGCUGAAUGAUCCUCAUUCCAUCCCAGAUCGCCUGCGCAUCAGAGUGAACAGGAUUAAUUUACAAGAAUAUGAGGGGCUACAUUAUGACAAGGAAAAACUCCGGGAAGCUUCCAUUCCAUUAGGAAUCAUAGUUGUACGAGGAGAUUGUGACUUGGAGACUUGUCGUAUGUACAUUGAUCGUCUACAAGAGGACCUACAGUCAGUAACAUCUGCUACACAGAGAGUUCAUUACCAGGACCAAGAAAGCUCUUUCCCCAGAGUGCUUUCUGUUCAGAGGCUCUCUCCUAGAUGGUGCUUCCUAGAUGCAACUUCUGCUGAUCGUUUUUACCGCAUUGACAGAUCUCAGGAACAUUUGCACUUUGUAACGGAAAUUUCACAGGAUGAGAUUUUUAUUCUGGACCCAGAGAUGGCAACGUCUCAGCAGGUGGGGACACCACCAGGAAUGCCUGACCUGGUAGUGGAGCAGGCAACUGGGAUAUCAGAUCGGUGGAACCCUGUCGUUCGGAAGAGGAUGCUGAGCGACAGCGGCCUUGGAAAGAUUUCUCCCCACUACGAGGUACCUGACAAACAAAAGGACGCCAGCCAGACACAUAUUCUGCAGUCACCGGUUUCUUCAGAAGAUCAAGCACUUUUACAGGCAGUCACAUCUGGUGAUCUAUUGAAGUUCAUAGAAUGUUGUAAAAAAGGAGCCAAUUUGUUAAUCCAAGGACCGGAUCACUGCUCCUUAUUGCACCAUGCUGCUAAGACUGGGAACAGCGAGAUUGUGAAAUACAUCCUGGAGCAUGGUCCAUCUGAAUUACUGGACAUGACAGACAGUGAAACGGGUGAGACAGCAUUACAUAAGGCAGCCUGCCAGCGCCACCGCGCCGUUUGCCAGCUCCUGGUGGAUGCGGGAGCCUCUCUGAGAAAGACAGACUCCAAGGGUAAGACCCCUCGUGACAGGGCUCAGCAAGCUGGUGAUCUGGAUCUGGCCUCCUACCUGGAGAGUCGACAAAACUAUCAAAUUGUUUCCCACGAGGAUCUAGAGACAGCAGUCUGAUGUCUCAAAAUGUUCAAGAGGAUCCCUGGAAAUCUUGAGACUGCAUCUGAGGCAUUCGGGCAUCGUGUGAGGAAGAAACUGAUGGAAUCCACGUGUCUCUCACUCUCGAGGAAAGUACCUGAGGACAUGUCACUGGACCGAGCCUUGCCAUGGAACGGUUAUGUUCCAUAAGUUAGCCCAUAAUGGAUGAGGUGGGACACUCCAAGGUCUGUGGAAUCCAUAGGCCACAAAACUUACCUUUACUGCUUACAGCAAGUAGCAUGAACUUCUCCCAUGUUCAUCUGUACAAUUUAUUAAAAAUAAAAAAAAAAAAAAAAAAGGAAAGAGUAAAAAGGGUGUGGGGGAACAAAAUCCAAACCUAUUGGUACAUUAAGCACCUGACCAGGCUCUUCUCCUUCCUUACAGCUUCCUGCAUUGCUUUUAUUUUCCUGUUCCCCUCACUUCUCGUCAGUUAAAUAUUACCUGUUACUGCUGUGUUGUCUUCACAAAUGGUCAGGAAGCACCAAAAUAUUUGAGGACCUCUGGAUGCCCUUAAGAAAUAUCCAGUGUUUUUAUCAGCUACAUCCUCUCCCUUGCCAUCCUCUUGGAAGCUGUGUUCUCAGUACUCAGCCACCAUAGAGGUUUCUUGCUUUCAGAGAGGAUGCUGCUUAUUGCUUUGUUUCCCAUGGUGUGGGGCACAGUUAGAUUUACAGCAGUGACAAAACCAACCUCAUCAACCUGGGCAUACAGUUACGGUAUCCUCGUGAGACAGGCAUUUGUAUGGAAAGGAGUUAUAUGGGAUAUACCAUGCUGAAUGGCAGAGCAGAAAGUCACCAGGAAGGUUUCUCAUAUCACUUUUGUAUGUGGAAUGGCUGACCCAGCUCUUCUCAGGUUUCAGGCCUGCCUAGAAGUUGAUAGCUGUUCUUUACUUCUGAAAAGAUGGGUUUUGCACUGAGGAGAGAUUUGUGCAAAUCUGAGGGAAUUCUGAUGGAUUGACAGACAGACCUAGUCUUCUUUGCACUGCAGCCGGAGGGAGGAACGAGACCUGGAACAUCAGCAGCCAGCCUGGUUGCUUUGGGAAUGGGAAAAUCUUCUUUGACUGAACCUGUAAAUCUGAUUUUUCAAGGGAACAAAGUUUUGGGGAGUCUGUUCCUGAAAAGGACAAGUAGCAGCUCUUUGCCUUGUAACCCACAAUAGGUUUGAAAUGUAAAGCUUAGCUGCUGUCAAGGCUAGCUGUGUCUUCUGUACUAGUCUGUUCUCUGUGUUAUAACCAUAAAAGAAGAGAAAGCAAACAAAUUCACAGGCAUAAACAAAUGUUUCACCUUUGGGUUUCCAAUUGCUAUAGAUAUCUCAGCUGACAAAAUAGCAGAACUUCCACCUCUACUUUGUCAGACCAGUGCUCAUAGCUGACUUUCGGCAUAACUCUUGCAAUCAAUACAUUUUUUAAUUUUGCUUUGUUGUUUGAUUUGAAAGAUCUACCAGUGUUUGUUUUCACAUGCCUUGCUAGGGGUAACUCUCUGAUAGAUGGUGAUCACCAGGUUACAUACACUUUGAAACCAUGAAAAUAACUCAGGAACUCAGGUCGUUAUCCAGAUAAGUUAUUCUUCUUUGGUAGAAGUGGAGGAAAUAAAAUGAGUGCAAUUUUUUUUUUUUUAAACCAUGAAUGGUUAUUGUGGUAAGGAGAGGGGAAGUGAAAAAAAUAUUUAAAAUUAUUUCCUCUUUUCAAAAAUUAAUUUAAUAUGGGUAAAAUAUUUCCUUAGUAUCUUCCUCUGGAAGGAAAUUAUAUAUAUAUUUAUAAUCUAUAGAUCAAUGGCAACAUGAAAUGUAUUUUGUCUUAUUUUCUGUCUUUACCUCUCUCAUUUAAAAAAUAAAAUAUAAAAGCCAAAUUGCUUCCAUUGAUAAUUAUCCAGAAGCUUGUGGAGAAAAUAAGUAUGUGUAUAUAUUAGAAAAUAAUUUGGCAACUGUUAAAAUAAAAAAAAAUCAGAAUAUAGUUUUGGUGUAUGUGAUAUUUCCACAAGGAAAGAUCCUCACACUGUAGUUUCAUGGUAGGCCUUGUAUCAUUUCCCAGAAAAGACAUUACUGUAAUAUUUCUAUACAUUUGAUAAAAAUAAGAAUUAUGUUACCAUCACAUUAAUCUUUUAAUUUGCUUUACUGAUCUGAGAAAUGGAGAAAGUUUCAAUAGCACAGGAGCUUGGCUCUGUCCUGUGCUGAGGCCAAGCUGAGUAUGGUCACUGAGCCUGUGACAGCUCCCUGAUCCUUUAAUCCCAUGAAGCAGGUGGAGCAGUAAAGGCUUGCUUUAAUCACAGGUAGCCUCCAGAGGCCAGAUGUGGAUUAUGAUAAGGGAACUGCUUCUGGUCCCUCUGUGCCCAGUUGCCUUUCCCUUGUCAGCUCUUCCCUUGUACCCAGGAGGUGCCUGCAGCUGUGGCUGGCUCUGGAACAGCUUGUCAGGAUGGGCAGAUUUCCUGAGCAAUUUUAUGCCAUUUAGACUGCUCAGAUGAACUCAGAGCACACAAGAGAGUGUGGCUUGGAUUUUUCACCAAAAGCUGGAGUAUGGUAUAUGAUCAGCAUGAGCCUACUGUGUCUCUGGAAAGCUGUCCGUGCUGUGUGCUCAUAUAUUUUUAUAUGAUAAAAAUAGCCCCCAGCACCAGAGGUUGGACAGGAACUGUCUGGAUUCAGUGCCUUUAGUGUUCAAGGUGUCCCAAAGCACUGAACAUGCGAUGCACUACAUACUGGUGAUGUUAUCUGUAGGUAACAGAGCACAUCUAUUGCUCUCUACAAUGGCUCAUGUGUGGCAAGCAAUAUCAGAAGUUGGUUCACUGAGGGCAGUUUGGGACCAGGAUGCUCCAGGACUAUUCCUUGCCCUUUUCAAGUGUGAUGGGAUUACCAGAAGCAGGCAGACUGCAGCAGUUAAAGGCGACACAUAUGUACUGAAUCUCUGGAGCACUUGGGAUCUAGAUUAGUACAGUACAACUGUGCCUGCACUGGGCAGGGCCCAAAUUCCAGUGAGCAGCUGGGAAUCCACUUGAAUUACAUGUAAUUUUGAUUUACUAAAAACAUCUGUUCAGUGGCUAUGUCUUUUGAUGUGUGUAUAUUACUAUAUAUAUAUGUAUAUUUAUAAAUAUCAAUAAGCAUGUAUAUAGGUGCACACAUACAUAUGUGAACACACUUGAAAUUGUGCCAUUUGAAUGAUGAAGUCCCUAGGGAUGCUCAGCUACUGAGAUUGCUGGACUGACAAAAUGUCAUUUUACAUUUUGAUUUGUUAUCAAAGGGAACAUUAUUCAGUAGAACUGAGGAGCUUCUGAAUUGUUCCAUUGUACUGGUUUUAAUAUCUCAUUUUGCAGUUAAAUGGGGGGAAAGAAAGUAUUUAUAAUGUUGGUAAAAUAAACUUAAUUUUGUCAUCUCAUAGCAUCAGUUACUCUUACUAUUUCAUGUUUCAAUGCUAGAGGUAUCUUUUAUGUGUUAUUCAAGGCAUGAUGAUAUCAUACAUUUUUCAUUUAUUAUAGCAUAGAACGACAAUAGAAGGGACACUUUGCACUAGACCAGGUUGCUCAGAGCUCCAUCUAAGCUGACUUUGAACACUUCCAGGGAUGGGUCAUCCACAACUUCUCUGAGCAUCCUUCAAUACUGUGAGAUGUGAUGCUGAGUUUUUUCUUAUGUAAAAUAGGGAUUCAAGGCAAAUUUUGCCUGUUACAAAACAGAUGUCAGACUCAAGUGGCUCUUUUGCCAUUUCACGUGGUGGCUUGCUUAUCUGUGUUUUAGCACUUUGGGAUGUCCGUAGGUGUUUUUACUGAGAUCUGUCACUCUUGCUUCUCCCCAGCAGCAGUAGAAUUGCUCAGUCUCAACUCACGGUGCUGUAGCCUGGAUUCAGUCUACAUGAAAUUUCCCCUGCUACAUGAGGACUGUAAUACAGAAGAACCAUAGAAGAAGAAAAUAGAACAAAAUUGAUGUUUUGUUGCCACUGAUCUUCCCAGGUGCAUUUGCUGAGCUGGUACUGUAGAGAAGAAUAGAUUGGGCACAUAGUUUUUCUGGUGGUGUGGCUGUGGGAGGUUUGUUUCAGUUAUAUUUCAUGGCAUAAUGAAAUAUUACUGAAAUAUUACAUCUUUGGCUCGUAUUUGUCAUUUUCUUUGCUGUGACUGUGAAAGCAUGAUAGUGAAAGUUUCUAACAAGAAUUCAUAUAAAAGGUGGCUAUUUUCCUUCCAGCCAUCCCUGAUGCCUUCUCUGGGACAUGUUUAUGUGUUGACCCUUCCAGGAUGACAAAAGCAUAUUGACGUGAUCUGCCUCUGGGGUAUCAAAUGGGCAAGAUAUAUCAGUAGCCUCAAGUUUUCUAGGAGUUUAAUGGUACUCAAGAAAUGUGUGGUCAUGCUGGAAAUUUAAAUG
Messenger RNA from Oenanthe melanoleuca, 7317 nucleotides. It is a transcript of the gene DGKI, whose product is annotated as diacylglycerol kinase iota. Gene Ontology annotation, cellular component: nucleus. The coding region runs from base 1 to 2961 and encodes 986 amino acids. The record is from RefSeq and is a predicted model, not a curated record. NCBI's taxonomy places the organism in Eukaryota, Metazoa, Chordata, Aves, Passeriformes, Muscicapidae. Gene Ontology annotation, biological process: lipid phosphorylation; diacylglycerol metabolic process; intracellular signal transduction. The transcript has 33 exons. Gene Ontology annotation, molecular function: ATP-dependent diacylglycerol kinase activity; protein binding.